Molecule: messenger RNA, 826 nt
Organism: Tinamus guttatus (white-throated tinamou)
Lineage: Eukaryota; Metazoa; Chordata; Aves; Tinamiformes; Tinamidae
Source: RefSeq, a predicted model, not a curated record
AAGGCUCAGAGAUGGAUUCAUCAGAAAGUUCAACAGUCAUAAGUGAACAAAAAUCCAGCGGACUGGUGAUACCAAGCCCAGCUUCUUCCAGGAUUGUUUAAUUGAGGUGUUUGGUAAUUUAGAACAGCACAUUCAGAAUCCCGUUGUUCUGCAGUCCAUCCUAAGGCUUAUGGAGAGAGGCACGAUGGUCCUGACUACAAACUAUGAUAAUUUGCUCAAACUAUUUGGUCAACAACAGGGCAAACCUAUGGAAUCUUUAGAUUUGAAAGAUAAGAGUAAGGUUCUUCAGUGGGCAAGAGGCCAUAUAAAAUAUGGAGUUCUGCAUAUUCAUGGACCGUAUACAGAUCCAUGUGGAAUGGUCUUAGAUCCUUCAGGAUAUAAAGAUGUCACUCAAGAUGAUGAAGUUAUGGAUGUUCUUCAAAAUCUGUAUCAAACCAAGUCUUUUUUAUUUUUGGGCUGUGGAGAGACCCUGCGUGAUCAGAUAUUCCAAGCUCUUUUUCUUUACACUGUAAAGAAUAAGGUGGAUUUAGAACAUUAUAUGGUGGUGCUUAAAGAAAACAAAGAACACUUCUUUAAGCUCCAGGAAAAAAUACUUCUGCAUGGAAUAAAAGUAGUGUCUUAUGGGGACAGCUUUAAACAAUUUCCAGAGUAUGUACAAGAUCUGACUGCUCAAAUCUGCAAGCAGAGAAGUCCAGAUGCUGAUCGAGUGGACAGCACAACACUGUUGGGAACUUCAUGUGUGGACAGUGCUAAAAUGAAGCUGGAAAACAGCAUUGAUCCUCUUAAGCAGAUGAAGCAAUCGGAUAAUGGUAUACUCACUACUUAA